This is a messenger RNA of Dovyalis caffra, 831 nucleotides long. Lineage: Eukaryota; Viridiplantae; Streptophyta; Magnoliopsida; Malpighiales; Salicaceae. The record is from the annotation of a GenBank genome assembly.
AUGGCUUGUUUCUUUGCAGUGGCUGUGAAUCCCCGUGGAGGUUUUAGUAAUCCCAUCACUAAGCAGUUCAAGAUUCUUUUUGUCCCUUCUGAUGAACUUCAUGCUGUUGAUGUGAGUGAUGAACUUGUGAGUCUUAGUUUGGCCUUUGAUCCUUUAAAACCACCUCACUAUAAGUCAUCAGAAGACGAUUCUUGGAGUAUGUUGGGAUCAGCUUUGCCGUUGCCGUUGCCAUAUGAUAUAGAAUCUAGAGAAGUUUUCUUCAAUGGUGCAAUGCAUUGGCAUAGUUCCAGAGAUACCUCUUUAUAUUUUGAUGUUGAUAGUGAGACCUUGAAGACAAUGCCAAAGCUGCCGAUUUUUUCAAGGGAUAGAAUGCAUUGCAAAAUUCAAUACUUUGAGGAGUGUUGGGGUCAUUUGCUUAUGGCGGUGAACAACGACCAUUCCUAUUUUGAAUUUGAUGUUCCCGAAAUGGCAUCUGAUUAUUCAGGGUGGUCUUUAAGGUAUCAUGUGAAUCUUCAAUCAAUGACACAGGUCUUUCCGGAACUCACAGAUACGCAUUUUGGAUUUAGUGUAGUGACAAUGAUUAAAGGUGGAAUAGAGGAAGAGGAGUUGAUGGCUGUGAUAGUUGUGGAUCAUAAAGGCAUACCCUAUAGAGCCAUAUCCUAUAAUCUUCAUGAUGGGAUAGCAACCAAGAUUUGUGAUUUGCAGCCUACAAGUUAUGCUAGAUCAAUACCAGUACUUUUGUGGGCACUUAAAAGAGCAGAAGUAACCAAAUAUCCAACUGAUUUUGCCAAAAAUCCUUCAUUUACUAACAUAUGUGCCAACAUAGCCUAA